This is a messenger RNA of Salvelinus sp. IW2-2015, 1414 nucleotides long. RefSeq names its product olfactory receptor 1496-like. Gene Ontology annotation, molecular function: G protein-coupled receptor activity; odorant binding; olfactory receptor activity. NCBI's taxonomy places the organism in Eukaryota, Metazoa, Chordata, Actinopteri, Salmoniformes, Salmonidae. The record is from RefSeq and is a predicted model, not a curated record. Gene Ontology annotation, cellular component: membrane. Gene Ontology annotation, biological process: detection of chemical stimulus involved in sensory perception of smell; G protein-coupled receptor signaling pathway.
AUGGACAACACAUCUGUAACAGUAUUUACCAUGACUGCGUAUGCUGUAAUGGAAAAAAACAAGUACCUGCAGUUUUCUAUAUUUAUGUUGUUGUAUAUUUUGAUAAUCUCUUUCAAUUUUCUGCUGAUUGCUGUGAUAUGCUGUCAGAGAGCUCUGCAUCAACCCAUGUAUGUGUUCAUAUGUAACUUAGCUGCUAACGGACUAUAUGGCAGCACUGGAUUUCUUCCCUCUACUCUGAUUCUACUUUUGUCUGAGACAUAUGAGAUAUCAUUGCCGUGGUGUCUAAUACAAAUCUAUUGGGUACAUACAUAUGCAGCGGUUGAAUUUCAUAUUUUGGCUGUCAUGGGAUAUGACCGGUAUGUUGCCAUCUGUUAUCCACUACAUUAUCACAGCAUCAUGUCUAUUCCCAAGAUUUGUAAACUUAUUGCAUUGGCAUGGCUAUAUCCUUUUUCUCUCUUUCUGAUGUACUUCUGCUUGACUUUGAGGUUGAAGUUUUGUGGGAGGUUCAUACAUUUUAAAUUGUUUUGUGUCAAUUUUGAAUUGGUCAAAAAUGCGUGUUCUCCCACAUCUUACCAUAGUAUUGUAGGACUUGUGCUAAUAGCUUUCAUUAUGAUCCCCCAGCUCCUCAUGAUUAUAUUCUCAUAUGCACACAUUUUCAGGGUCUGUCUGAAAUCCUCAAAAGAAUCUCAGGUCAAAGCACUGAAAACGUGCUUCCCUCAUUUACUUUCAGUAAUAAACUACUCUAUUGGAGGKUUUUUUGAAAUUGCUCAAAGUAGAUUUGACAUGAGUGGGACAUCUUUUAAGUUUCGGAUCAUCAUGUCACUAUACUAUACAUUGCUUACACCAUUGAUAAACCCUGCAAUUUACGGAAUGGCCAAUCAAACCAUCAGAAUGCACAUCUUAAAAAUAUACCGUGCGUCUAACAGGCUGGCCUCCUGUUAAAAAUGGGUUAAACACAGUUCUAGUCCUGUAGACAAAGUUUUCAUAAUGAAUAAUGAAUAAAUUGUUGACGUAAAAGCAAUGUCACCGAAAAACUGCAACGUGCAAUUAUGGCAAGAUGUACAUGAAACAGAUACUGUUUGUAAAUGUCUCAUCAAGAUGUACAUGAAACAGAUACUGUUUGUAAAUGUCUCAUCAAGAUGUGGGUGGAGGGUGUCGAGCUUUACAUGAACCCCACUAUAACAGAAUUUAAUAGGAAAUGUACACUUCACAUUUGUGAAUAUACUUUUCAAAACCACCAUGUAGACCUACAAUUAUGCUGUAAACUUUAUUUUAGUUCUAAAGUCACUAUAAAUAAAGUGUAUGAAAACAAUGAAAAGCAUCUGUAAUCUACAACACUGUAUAUUUUCAUGUUAUCAUCAUUAUUUGUAUGAUUACUUAGAACUAUUUCUGCUACUGUCAGUCCUAUCUCAGA